CACUGAUAGGCAGCACUAAUGAGGUGUCACGGAUAGGUGGCACUGAUAUGCGGCACUGAUAGGUGGCACUGAUAGGUGACACUGAUAAUGGGUACUGAUAGACAGCACUGAUAGGUGGCACUGACAUCACUGCUGGGCACUGACUGGCACAACCGCUGGGCACUGACUGGUGGCACUGACUGGCAGCACUGCUGGGCUGCACUGAUGGGCACAGGUGGGUGGCACUGGUGGGCACACGUGGGUGGCACUGGUGGGCACAGGUGGGUGGCACUACUGGGCACAGGUGGGCGCACUGCUGGGCACAGUUGGGUGCAUUGCUGGGCACAGGUGGGUGCAUUGCUG
Staurois parvus is the source of this 342-nucleotide messenger RNA. The record is from the annotation of a GenBank genome assembly. Lineage: Eukaryota; Metazoa; Chordata; Amphibia; Anura; Ranidae.